AUGUCAGAAGUUAAUUCUCAAUUAAACGCUACUAAGAGGUCCAGCAUAUUUUCAUUCGGCAAUGAAUCAGUGCGAUUAGAAAACGAAAUAAAUCAUUUUACUCGAAAACUUGAACACGAGCGAAGACUAUCUCUUUUACUUGACAAAGACUUGAAAGAAAUAAAGCAAAAUAUCGCAAAUAUCAAAAAAAAUAAAAAUCAAAAAUUCAGCACCAUCAAGGCUCAAGACAAGGUAAAAGCUUUAGAAAUCAGACUUGAAGCCGUAAAUAAGCAACUUGGAGAAGUCAGAAACAAAACCCGAAAGCUUAUAAAUGAAAUUGACUGUAUGAGAAAAAACGCUCAAGGCUACCAUACAGGAAAUUUAAGCGCAAAAAAAGAAUUAGAAAGAGCGCGAUCCCAAAUUAUUGAGACAAACAGAGUAUCUUCUGAGCUACAGAAAACAAUUGAAAAAUAUAAUGAAAAUAUAUUAAGCACACACAGCAAGUUUGAAAGCAACCGGGAUAUUUUAGCCGAAAGCCUCAGCUUAAUGAAAUCUAAUUAUUUAGAAGACAAAAUCGAAGGGACUAAAUUCAGACAAGGCUUCACUGUGAAUUUCGCUCAGCCAAUAGCAGACGCCUCAGAAAUGCAUGGGAUUUAUAAAAAUCAAGCCCAAAAAUGGUCAGAAAAAUGCAAAAAAUUGACUUCGGACAAAGAAAGUAUAAGAUCCAGGGUAUCUGACCUAAAUUCUGCUAUGGAAGAAAUGAAGGCCCAAAGUAAAUUAAGCAGCUCAAAAGACAUAGUCGAUCUUUUUACUACUAGUAUAAAUGAAUAUUCCAAGCUAAGCCACUAUUUCUAUACAAUUUCAGAAGAAAUCUUUGAAGUCAGUGAAAAAGUGAGGCUAAAUAAAGAAAAAGUUGAAGAAAUCAGCAAAGGUUUUCAUGAAGAAAUAAAAAUAGAAGGAAUUGAGACUGGAAAAGAAAAUUUAAAAAAAAUUGGAAAGGAAAAAGAAAGAGCUAAAGAGAAGCUAGGAAAGAUUCGGGGGAAAAUUUAUUUUUUGCCAGAUGGGUUUAGAAUGAUGACUGAAGAGCUUUUAAAGCUAGGGAUAAAUAAUGAAGUGGAGCUUCCUGAUUUAGACGAAGAUACAGUGACUAAGGUGAUGUUUGAAUUAGAAGAAUCAAUAAAUUCGGUUAUGUAUUGAAGGAAAAUAACAAUUGACCAAAAACCUGAGUCUUCGCCAUCUAAAAAAAUUAUUGAUUUUAAUGAAGUGGAUAUAGAGAAACUUAUAGAGGAUGAUUUGCCAAAUGCUCCGAUGACUAUUAAAGAUUUUCAAAUAAAAGCAAUUAAGUCUAUUGAUAAGCUUUCUGAAGGUUCUUAA
Molecule: messenger RNA, 1353 nt
Organism: Blepharisma stoltei
Lineage: Eukaryota; Ciliophora; Heterotrichea; Heterotrichida; Blepharismidae
Source: the annotation of a GenBank genome assembly